AUGGUGGGAUUAAAGGGACUUGCGGCCCAGUUGUUUGCGAAGCAGAGUCUGGCCAAAGAGUUCGAUCCAGAGUCCGAAGAUCCCGUCGACGACGACAGCGACAACCGGAACGGUGACGCCGGCAGUGACAGCGAAGUCAGCGCGCCCGAAGAUACACAGGACACGGAGCACUAUGUUCAGGUCGGCAAAAGCAAGUUGCGCCGAAACGAGCCCGUCGCAUUAGGGCCGGCCUACCGAGGCGUGCGCAUCAGCCGGAAACAGCUGGAGCAGGAUGGCGAGGACGACGAGGACGGUGAGGAUGACGAAGAUGACGAAGAUGAAAGCGAAGACGAGGACGAGGAGUUUGACGACCCCGACGAGGUCGAUGUUGCGGGCGCCGAGGAGGUCCACACCGACGCCGAGAUCGACAGCGACGAAGCCUUUGGCGAGGACGAUGAAGACAUCAUAAAGAAAUUUACGUUCCGGGGGAGUGACAAACCCAAGACGCCCAAGGGCAAGCCAGUCUACUCUGGCGAGGAGAAUGAGGAGGCUGACGAAGAAGAGGACGAAGACGAAGACGACGAGGAAGAGGAUUCGGAUGACAACGAGGGCGGCGAGGUCGAAGACAUGGCUUCCAGUGGUGACGAUGACGAUGACGACGACGAUGGAGAUGAGGAGGAGGAAGAGGAUAACAACGACGACGAGCUCGACGCUUCUGCAGCAAAGGCCGAGGAGGAAGCACGGAAAAUCCUUGCGGAACAACGCCGUCAAGUGCUUUCCUCUAUAUCGGCGUCGGCCAAGGCAGAUGCCGACAAAGGUUUUGCAGUCCGCCAGCAACGGCGCACAUUUGACGCUCUCCUUAACAUGCGCAUUCGCAUUCAAAAGGCUCUGUCGACGGCCAACACACUGCACACUGUGGCCCAGGAGGACGCAGCCAGCACAGCCGCCACCGACAGCGCCGUGGAGGAGGCGGCCGCCAAGGCCAUUGAGCUGCUGAGCUCGAUCCACGACAUCCGCAAGUCCCUUUGUGACGCCGAUGGCUCAAGUACGAACGCCAAGCGGAAACGGCACAGCGCCAUCAGCGCCGACAGCUCGUGCCGGGCCAUCUUUGACGAGAUGACGGUUGCCGAGGAAGCCGCUGCGGCCAAGCGCCGCAAGGUGAUUGACCGCUGGGCCGCGCGUGUCCAACGUCCCUCGGCGGCAUCGGCCGCCGCCGCCGCCCGCCGGUUUACCGCUGGGGCCGCGCCGCAGCCCCUGUCGACGGUUCUGGACGGCCAGCUGGUCGCGGCCGAGCGGUUGGUGAAGCGCACGCGCACACCGCGGUCGUGCGCGCCCGUCCAGGCCGCCAAGAAGGUCGAGGAAGACCCGGAGAUUUUCGACGACGCCGACUUUUACCAGCUGCUCCUCAAGGAGCUCGUCGACCAGCGGACCGUCGACGGCACGGCGCCGGGUAGCGUGGCGCCCAUGGUACGGUGGGCCACCACGGCGGCCAAGGACGCCAAGACGCGCAAGCUGGUGGACCGCAAGGCCAGCAAGGGCCGCAAGAUGCGCUACAAUGUCCACGCCAAAUUGCAGAACUUUACGGCGCCUGAGGACCGGCGCGACUGGGAGCCCGAGGCCAUUGACCGCUUCUUCAGCUCGCUGUUUGGCCAGCGGAUGGCGCUGGCGGAGGACGAUGGCGCCGAUGAUGACGACGACGACGAGGAUAUGGAGAUGGGUGGUGCCAGUGUGGGCGAGGGCCUGCGGCUGUUUUAG
This is a messenger RNA of Sporothrix brasiliensis 5110, 1734 nucleotides long. Its product is annotated as protein AATF/BFR2. Bases 1 to 1734 code for a protein of 577 amino acids. The transcript is spliced from 2 exons. The record is from RefSeq and is a predicted model, not a curated record. Gene Ontology annotation, biological process: maturation of SSU-rRNA from tricistronic rRNA transcript (SSU-rRNA, 5.8S rRNA, LSU-rRNA). Lineage: Eukaryota; Fungi; Ascomycota; Sordariomycetes; Ophiostomatales; Ophiostomataceae. Gene Ontology annotation, cellular component: nucleolus; nucleus.